Molecule: messenger RNA, 1227 nt
Organism: Neoarthrinium moseri
Lineage: Eukaryota; Fungi; Ascomycota; Sordariomycetes; Amphisphaeriales; Apiosporaceae
Exons: 5
Coding region: 1-1227 (408 amino acids)
Biological process (GO): ubiquinone biosynthetic process
Cellular component (GO): mitochondrion
Molecular function (GO): oxidoreductase activity; FAD binding
Source: RefSeq, a predicted model, not a curated record
AUGGAACAUCCCUUUAAAAAGGUAGUCGUCGUGGGAGCGGGCCCCUCAGGCUUGCUCCUGUCCCUCCUUCUGGCAAAACAUGGGAUCCCCGUCCAUCUCUUGGAAGCCUCCGACAAACUUGAUGAGCGGCCACGAGCAGCCAUCUAUGGACCACCGGCGAUACCGGAUCUGAAGCGAGCAGGAAUUCUGGAAGAGGUCCGUCGACGGGGCAUGACACUCAACACUAUGGCAUGGCGCAGAUAUGAUGAUCACACCUACAUCACGGGGAUGGAUGGAAGCAUCCUUGCGGAUGUUGAUGGCGAAGAUUUGCGUACAACGUGCCUCGUUCUCGAUGAACUCGAUCGAUUGAUGCUGGAUGAGUUCGUUACCAAGUACAACGGCCAGGUUUCCUGGCAGCACAAAGUCGUAGAUGUAGGUCAAGAUGCAAACUCGGCUUGGGUUGUGGCCGAAACCCCGGAAGGACAGGUCAACGUGCACGGCGACUACGUCGUUGGUUGCGAUGGUGCUACCAGCCAGGUUCGCAAGUCACUGUUUGACGAGUUUCCGGGGUUUACUUGGGAUCAACAGAUUGUUGCUACGAACGUGUACUACGAUUUCGAAGGACAAUACGGCUUCAGUAACAGCAACUUCAUAAUCCACCCGGAGCACUUUGUUAUGAUAGCAAAGAUUAGCCGUGAUGGGCUUUACAGAGUGACUUACGGAGAACUACCCGGCUUGACGUGGGACGAGAUACAGAAAAGGCAGCCAUGGAAAUACGAGACGAUUCUCCCCGGACACCCGAAACCAGACCAGUACAAGCUAGUCAGCAUGGCUCCAUACAAGAUGCACCAACGAUGCGCACAAUCAUUUCGAGUUGGAAGGGUCCUGCUUGCUGCAGAUGCAGCUCAUAUAUGUAACCCAUGGGGUGGCCAAGGGAUUACUGGAGGCUUUGUUGAUGUUGGCGGCCUCUACGAAUGCUUGGCCGGUAUAUGGGAUGGUAAGGCAGAUGAAUCAAUUCUGGACAUCUACAGCGAAAAGAGGAUCGAGAAGUGGAAGAAAAUUAUCGACCCAGUUUCACAGGACAACUUUAGACGUGUGUCGGACCCAGAUCCGCAUACCAUGAUUGAUCGAGAUCCGGUAAUGAUGGCCGCUAAGAAGGCUGAAGGUGACAAGGAGUUGACGAGGAAACUUUGGCUCAAUUCCUUGGAUCUCAGAUACGAUUUUACUCAGCACUACAAGACUGCAUAG